This is a messenger RNA of Bactrocera tryoni, 1484 nucleotides long. RefSeq lists its product as uncharacterized. The record is from RefSeq and is a predicted model, not a curated record. NCBI's taxonomy places the organism in Eukaryota, Metazoa, Arthropoda, Insecta, Diptera, Tephritidae. The coding region runs from base 222 to 1379 and encodes 385 amino acids. The transcript has a single exon.
AGGACUCAAGCGCGUUUAUAGACGGCAGCACGUACGCAAAUUUGGCGUUUGAUAUAAAAGUGAUUGUUGGCAACUUUAUGAAAAACAGUCGGCAUUAAGUAAUUGAAUACGCUAAUUGACGAAAUUUAAGUUGAAAUUUAAUUUAACGAAGUUACAAAGCCUUUAAAGGACAACACUAAAAACUCGCAUUUUAGCUUACUUCAUAAAAAUUUGUGCGAAAAAUGCUAAGCUUCGGCUAUAUGUCAUUCCUCCAUUUGCUACUUGCGGGCGCAGUGCUGAGUGGCGCCACACAGGCGCGUCAGCUGCGCAAUAACCGCAUCUCGGCACGCAUCGAACAGGCUGAUGGUGCCGAUGGCGAAGUGGCUGUGGUAGAGGAAGUCUAUCCAACGCCAUAUCCUGCCGCCGGUUAUAGACCUGGCCGUGCAUUCAAUCUGCCCGGCGAAGCUGAUGACGAACCAACGGAAGGCUCCGGUGCCGCCGACACCACUACCGAAUUGCCCGCGGACGAGUACACCACAACGACGGAGAGCGUUGUAGAUGUCACCACCACCACACCCUAUAACUGGGUACCUGCUGAGCUGUUGAGUGAUGACGCUGCUAAGCAAGGGCGCGCGGCUAAGGCACCCUAUCCAGCUGCUGGUUGGCGUCCAAGUCGCGCUUUUUUGUUGCCCACUGAAAUUAAAGCCAUAGAAAAAGCAAGGGCCGCUGCUGCUGCAGAAGCUGCUGUGUCAAACGAUAAGGAUAUUGUAGAUGCGUCCGCAAUCAGCGCCGAGGAAGCUGCUCUUCCAAACGAUAAGGAUAUUGUGGAUGCGCCCGCAAUCAGCGCUGAGGAAGCUGCUGUGCCGAAUGAUAAGGAUAUUGUGGAUGCGUUUGAAACCAGCACUGCCACACCGCUUGCGCCCUUCACAACGCAACUGCCCAAUGUUUCUGAAACAGUAACUGAAGUGGACGCUGUGGAUGCUGUAGCAGAGGCUGCUGCACCUACCGCUGCCCAACCAGCAGCAGAUAAAGCACCAUAUCCACCAUCUGGCUGGCGUCCAAGUCGUGCUUUUCUAUUGCCCACAGAGAUCGAAUCCGCUAAUCAGGACUCCAGCAUUACUGUGAAUGAACCUGAGGAUCCAGUGUCGCCAGCCGAUAAGGCUGGUCAUCCGGCUUGCGGUGUAAGCGACAAUCCAGUAGCGCCAAAGCCGGAGGAAGGCGCCAAAGAGAAUCCGGAUGCGGAGCGUGUCUAUGUCACAGCGAACUUGGCGCCGGCGGUGGUGAACUCGCCGCUGACGUUGCCGAUAUUGUUGCGUUCACAACGCUUGAUCACACCGCCCAUUUAUGUGCCUGCUGGUCGCUCCUACGCCUACUCUGCCAGCGUGCAGAGCUGGCGCUAAGGUGUAUACUUAAAAAGUAUUCAUAUAAAUAGUGUUUGUAGUGAGCAUGUGACAUUCUUAUUUUUAAGGCUGAUCGUUUUUUAUAACCUUUAUUCGUUUUUAUAU